GGGCGAGGUUUACUCUCCUCCAUGAUGCCAUAAUUAGAACAUGUUAGUUCUAACUUUCCUUAUCCACACCAACCUUAUAUCAAUUAUUCUAUUUGUUGGAUAAGUCUUUUUUUUUUUGUCUAAUUUUUUGUACUUGUUCUUUUCAACAAUCUUGGUUCAUGGAGUUCAUGUCUUCCUAUCUCUCUAGACAUAUAGAGAGAUGAAAUAGUUAUAAGGGAUAACAAAAGACAAGAGGAAUAAGAAGAAGAAUUUAAGAAAAAAGAACUAAACAUGUUGCAAAGAGCUGCAAGUAAUGCAUAUUCAUGGUGGUGGGCCAGCCACAUCAGAACAAAACAAUCAAAAUGGAUGGAACAAAACCUCCAAGAUAUGGAGGAAAAGGUACAAGCUGUUUUAAAGCUCCUACAAGAAGAGGGCGACUCCUUUAAGAAAAAAGCAGAAAUGUAUUACAAAAGGAGACCAGAACUUAUAAUCUUUGUGGAAGAAUCGUUCCGUGCAUACCGAUCUUUAGCAGAUAGGUAUGAUCACUUAUCAACAGAGUUACAAAAUGCAAACAACACAAUUGCUUCUGUAUGUCCAGAUAGAGUUCCUUAUAUGGAUGAGGACGAUGACGAUGGAUCACCAAGAACACCAAGAAAAAUGCCAGGAGGGUUCAAACCGAAUCUUCCAUUUAUGUCAAAUGAUUCAAAUGUUUCAAAUGUUCCGAAUGUUCCGAAAGUUCCAAAGCCUCCACUCAAAGAUUUAAAAAGUGUCAUAACAACAGCAACAAAGAAACUCAGUGACAAGAAAGCAUCUACAACAGCUUCUAAAGCUCCUAAAUCAGGAUUAAGUAGAAAGGAAGCAAUUGAAGAGGUUGAUAAGCUUCAGAAACAGAUUCUAGCAUUACAAACUGUGAAGGAAUUUCUGAAAAGCUCUUAUGAUAAUUCCAUUGCAAAAUAUUGGGAAACAGAGGGGCAAAUCACGAGUUUACAAGAGAGAGUUUCAAAUUUGCAAGACGAACUUGGUGAAGGUGUUGUUAAUGUUAUUGACGACGAGGAUGCUCGUCGUUUGAUGGCACAACAGGCUCUUAAAUCGUGUCAAGAUGCGUUGGCGCAGUUGCAAGAGAAACAGGCUGUAUCGCUUGAUGAGACCAAAAUUGAAUCUAAAAGAGUAAAGGAAGUGAGGGAAAAGUUAAGUUCCUUCAUGAAUCAACUUGAAUAUAAUCAAACCGAUCAGCAAAAGCCGAGGCCAAAACGAGAUGUAAAAGAAGUAAUAGCAUCAAAAGAUUUGAGUGAAGAUAUUGAUGAGACAAUGACUCAGCAGAGACAAGAGUUACAGUUAUUGCAAGAGAAGAUUAAAGAACAUUUUGAGGCUGACUCGUGUUCAGGUUUAAGCGUGACAGAAAUGGCGGAAAAGAUUGAUGAGCUUGUUACCAAAGUAAUCAGUUUAGAAUCUUCAGUUUCUUCUCAGACAGCUUUGGUAAAGAAUUUAAAAGAUGAAACUGAUGAACUCCAUUCGUUGAUUCGAAUACUAGAAACGGAAAAGGAGAGUUUGAUUAAUGACAAAGUUAAAUUGAACGAGAAACUGAGAGAAAUGGAUGAAAAAAUGGUUGAAUUACAAGAUCUUAGCCAAGUUGCUCAAGAUCAGAACAACAACCUUCAAACUCAUUUCACCGAAGCACAUUGUAGUCUCGAUAAUCUCUCAGAGAAAGUCCAAAUGAAGAAGCCGGACGAGGAAGCUGUGGUGAGUGAAAUAUCACAAACAGAAAAGAAUUCAUCAAGAGAAGAUGAACCAAAACAUGCUGUUAAAGCACAAGAUGCAUUGAAUCAAGACAAAGACUUAUUGAAGGAUGAAGCAAAGUCCAAUAAGGCGACUUCUUUGGUAGAAGAUGACCCAAAACAGGAUGUUAAAGCACAAGAUGCAAUGAAUCAAGACAAAGACAUAUUGAAAGAUGAUCCAAAGUCCAAUAAGGCCACUUCUUUGGCAGAAGAUGAACCAAAAAAUGAAGUUAAAGCACAAGACGGAUUUUUUUCUUUUUUUCUCAAAAAAAAAGAUACAUCGAAUGAUGAUGCAAAGUCCAAUAAGGCCACUUCUUUGGCAGAAGAUGAACCAAAACAAGCACAAGAUGUAUUGAAUCAAGACAAAGCCUUAUUGAAUGAUGAUGCUAAGUCCAAUAAGGCCACUUCUAGGGAAGAAGAUAUUUUAAAUCCAGAUACUGAAAAUAAAGCUAAGGUCACUGGUUCACAAACAAAAGAAGAACCAACCUCAGUGGAAACGAAAUCUUCUGUAGAGUUGAAAGAAAGAGAAAAGACUCAUGAUAUUAGCAGUAGCAAUCAAAUAAAAUCAAUUGAUGCUGGAAAUCAUGAAAAUGAUUCUAAGGAAAUUUCAUCCGAGACAAAGAGUACUUCAAAAGGAGAUUUUGAUGAGGAAGCAAUAACACGAGAAAAAAAUGCAUUGCUAUUAGAGUAUACUAACACUCUUAGGAAUUAUGAAGAAAUGAAGAGCAAGCUUACUGAAUUAGAGAAGAAAAGUCAAGAUGCACUCUUUGAGUCAUCUUUGCAGUUGAAAGAAUUGAAGACUUCUAAUGCUGUGAAAGAUGAAGAGAUUCGACUCUUACGUCAGAAACUAAGUAUUUUGCAGAAAAGCUUAGAGGGAAAAGAAGAAAUGCGAGAGUUACCACUACCGCAGCCACCAGAAAAUAAUGUUAUGGAAGCAAUGUUGAAGUUAGAAGAAGAAGAAGAAACGAUUUCUGCUGUUGAACAGAAGUUUCGGAUGGGAAUCGACGAACUUCUAGAGGAGAAUCUUGAAUUCUGGAUGAGAUUCAGUGCUUCUUUCACUGAGAUACAGAAAUACGAAGCAACUACAAAAGAUUUACUAGCCGAGGUAAAGAGAAUCGAAGAAAAAUGUAAAUCAAACGAAGGAAGUAGUAGCGUAAAAUAUACAUUGAAAUCAGAUGCAAGACCACUUUAUAAACACCUUUCAGAGAUACAAAAUGAACUUACAAUGUGGUUGGAAAACAGUGCAAUGCUGAAGGAAGAACUUCAACAAAGAUUCUCAUCGUUGUGUGAAAUCCAAGAAGAGAUAACAACGGCAUUGAAAACAAGUGCUGAAGAUGAUGAUAUCAAGUUCACAAGCUAUAAUGCUGCGAAAUUUCAAGGCGAGGUUUUGAACAUGAAACAAGAGAACCAUAAAGUUGCUGAUGAGCUUCAAUCUGGGUUAGAUCUUGUAACAACUCUUCAACUUGAUGCUGAGAGAGCUCUUGCAAAGUUGAAUGAAAGAUUUGGAUUGUCAAAUUCUAAGAGAAGUCAGACGAGAUCUUCGGAUCCGAAGAACAAUGUUCCUCUAAGGUCGUUUAUCUUUGGAGUCAAACCAAAGAAACAAAAACAGUCUAUCUUUUCAUGCAUGACACCUGCAAUGAAUAAGAAAUAUCGUGCUACGAAAUGAUAAAAAUACCAUAAUGUAAUUGUAAAGUUAUAUGCAUACUACAUUUCUUUAAUUUUUUGCAUCUGUUAAAUUUUUUUAUUGGUUUCAUUAGGCAGUGUAUGUAUUGAGAGUGCAAUUGGCUCUUUUACUUAAGGAGAGUGUAUUUUCAUUUUUAUACUUUGUCUAUAAAUUGUAAGAAGUGUGAUCAAAAUGCAUGUAGGGGCUUUAGAUUGCCCUUUGUA
Messenger RNA from Trifolium pratense (red clover), 3641 nucleotides. Its product is annotated as protein NETWORKED 2D-like. The record is from RefSeq and is a predicted model, not a curated record. Lineage: Eukaryota; Viridiplantae; Streptophyta; Magnoliopsida; Fabales; Fabaceae. Gene Ontology annotation, molecular function: actin binding. Bases 271 to 3420 code for a protein of 1049 amino acids. The transcript has 2 exons.